GAUGAGUGACAGGCUUAAACCCCGAGCCGUCGGGCUGUGAAUCACUCCGGGUUUAUUUAAAAACCGACUUCAAAGUUUUGCUGGUUUCUGUCCUCCUGCGGGGAAGUUGGCGAUCGUUUAAUCUCUCGCUCUCUAGCUCUCCUCGCUGAAGCGUGGUGGCGGCUUGCUGCACGGCGGACGUGCCCGCUCCCAGCGCCUCCUGCGAGCGCCGGCGAGGCGGUGCCGGCGGCAGCCCCGCGGCACGGAGCACCUGUAGCAGCGCGGCCCGGCGCCUGCUGAGCUCGGCGUGGGGCGGGGGGCAACGGCAGCCCUCCCGCGAAGCUGAUCCCUCACCCGGGCUGAUCGCGCGUGGCCCCGGUUGGUCCUGGAAACUAGCUGCUCAGCUCUGCUGCAGUACCUGGCUGGCCCUCCGGUGCUUCUGGACUCGCAGGCUGACCCGGCUGAAGAGAAGCCACUACGGGUGGGAGAAGUUACUGAAGUCACUAGAUGCUGAGUUUCACCAUCCAACAUGCAGUGCUGAUGUAGAAAGAGUUGAAUGACUUCAUACUAGGCUGACUGAGAAGCAAGGAUGUUCUAGCUGGAGUUCCUCCUGCUUUGAGGAGCAGAAUGACUCUCUCACAGUCCUCUUCUGAGAAGAGGGCAUAACAGGUCAGCCACUACACUUUCUCCAAGUACCAAUGAGACUCUCUGAGAUCCAGCAAGGCCUGACCAUCUGAUUGUGAGACUCGUCUACAAACAUCCCCCAUUCUCAGGUGUGUAGUAAAAAUGGUGCAAAAGUAUCAGUCCCCUGUUCGAGUCUACAAAUAUCCUUUUGAGCUCGUCAUGGCAGCAUAUGAAAAGCGCUUUCCCACAUGUCCAGAGAUUCCAGUCUUCCUGGGGAGUGAAAUCCUUCAUGAAUCCAGGAGUGAUGAUGGAGCUAUACAUAUCAUUGAACGGAGCUGCAAACUGAAUGUGGAUGCUCCUAGGCUGCUGAAGAAGAUUGCAGGGGUAGAGUAUGUUUUCUUCAUUCAGAAAAACACCGUGAAUUGGAAAGAACGAACUCUCCGCAUUGAAGCCCACAAUGAGACUUUUGCCAACCGUGUUGUUGUCCUCGAGACAUGUAGCUACUCAGUACACCCUGAGAAUGAAGAGUGGACUUGCUUUGAACAGUCUGCCUCUCUCGACAUCAAGUCAUUUUUUGGCUUUGAGAGCACAGUGGAAAAAAUUGCCAUGAAGCAAUACACUUCAAACAUCAAACGGGGUAAGGAAGUGAUUGAACACUAUCUGAAAGAGUUGAUCUCCCAAGGUAUCACAUUCAUCCCCCGUUGGACACCUCCCUCAGAGAGUGGACAGAAGGAUGAGCAAACCCUGGCUGUUGGACACGAUGCUGAUGACGUACCGGUCGAGUGUGGGGCUCGUGGAACUACCAAAGAGCAAGCUGGCAGCUCCUGCUCUCCGACGGAGGCAGUCAGCCCUGAUGCUGACAAACUGGAUGCUGAUUACAUUGAGCGAUAUCUGGGCCAACUGACUCCAAUGCAAGAAAGUUGCUUGAUCCGCCUUCGCCAGUGGCUUCAAGAAACGCACAAAGGCAAGAUUCCCAAAGAUGAACAUAUCCUUCGAUUUCUGAGGGCUCGUGACUUCAACAUUGACAAGGCUCGAGAAAUGCUCUGUCAGUCACUGACUUGGCGAAAGCAGUACCAGGUGGAUUACAUCUUACAGUCGUGGAGGCCCCCCGCCCUCCUCGACGAGUACUAUACUGGAGGAUGGCAUUAUCAAGACAGAGAUGGACGACCACUCUAUAUCCUUCGUCUUGGCCAGAUGGACACGAAAGGUUUGGUGAAAGCCCUGGGAGAAGAAUCUCUGCUCCGACAUGUUCUGUCAAUUAAUGAAGAAGGACAAAAGAGAUGUGAGGAAAAUACCAACCUCUUUGGCCGUCCCAUCACAUCCUGGACAUGUCUGGUGGACUUGGAAGGUUUGAAUAUGCGGCACCUCUGGCGUCCUGGGGUUAAGGCCCUGCUUCGGAUAAUCGAGGUUGUUGAGGACAACUACCCUGAAACCCUGGGGAGACUACUGAUAGUGCGAGCCCCCAGGGUUUUUCCUGUACUCUGGACACUGGUUAGUCCCUUUAUCAAUGAGAACACCAGGCAGAAGUUCCUGAUUUACAGUGGGAAUAACUACCAGGGUCCAGGAGGGCUAGUAGACUAUGUGGACAAAGAUGUGAUCCCAGAUUUCCUGGGAGGAGACUGUGUGUGUAAUGUCCCAGAAGGUGGGCUUGUUCCCAAGUCACUCUAUCAAACAGAUGAAGAGCCAGAGAACUCGGAUCACAUCCGGUUAUGGACAGAAACGAUCUAUCAUUCUGCGAGUGUUCUCAAAGGAGCCCCACAUGAGAUAGUUGUAGAGAUUUUGGAAGGGGAAUCUGUGAUCACUUGGGACUUUGACAUCCUGAAGGGAGAUGUGGUGUUCAGCCUCUUUCACUCCAAACGAGCUCCUGAAACUAGUCACAAAGAAGCCACGUUACCAAGUACCUCUAUUGCAGGGGACAAUAUGCAGCUAAUUGAUAAGACAUGGGUCCUUGGGGUGGAUUACAGCCGUGUGGAAUCUCCGCUGGUUUGUCGGGAAGGAGAGAGCAUCCAGGGAUCUCAUGUGACUCGCUGGCCUGGCUUUUACAUUCUCCAGUGGAAAAUGCAUGGCCCUCUGCCCUGUUCUGGCACUAGCCUCCCUCGCGUGGAUGAUGUCCUUGCCUCUUUGCAAGUUUCCAGUCACAAGUGCAAGAUUAUAUACUACUAUGAGGUGCUUGCAUCCAAGGACUUCAGGGGAUCUAUGUCAAGCCUGGAAUCUUGCAACAGUGGCUUUUCCCAGCUCAGCGGAGCCACGACAUCUUCCAGCCAGUCCCAGAGCAGCUCCCACCUUUCUAGAUAGCAGGGUCAAGGCUACGCUUGGAAACAUUGCUCUGGGCUUCCUGGCUGCUCCUAGAGCUGCUCUGUGCACCCGACCAAAGAGCCUGCAGGGGCUGAGCCUUGAGGCAGCCAUUCAUGUGACCACAGGUAGCAGCCAUUUGGACACAGAGACUUCUGGAAAAUGUUUUCAACAAAGAACUUAAGAUUCAAAUGGCAGAUUUAGAAUUUUUAUAUGGCGUCUACUUAUUAGUUGUCUUUUUCAAAAAUUAUGGUUUUGGAUGAAUAUCAGUUUGCAUGAAUCUAUGUAUUACUGAAGUUUAAAGGGCUCUUUCCAAUCAGUCUUUUUCCUACAAAUGGUAGAAGAGACUGAUGUUGCCUUAUCUGUUAUGAUCUGUAGGACUAGAUUAUUCAUGUGUAGCAAAGCUAAUCUAGUUUUCUCGGUGCCCAGGGUACUGAUUACACAUCAGAAAGUAAAGUGGGCAUUUCAGCAGCAGGGACUUAAAGCAAACUGUAAAUACCUUAAUACAGAUAUAGCAUGUUUCAAAAAUCAAUUCCAGGUCAAACAUAAAACCUCUUCUGAUCCAACUGGAUGCUAUUAGGGAAUUUGGUUUUUUUAACCCACUGAGACACAAAAAUAUAAACUGUUUUCUAGAAAAUAUAGGCAGAGAACCUGCCUCCAGUAAGCAGAAUCUUUCUUAAAGAUAGACUAUUUUUCCUUUCUCCUCAGGUUUACAAGCAAUAAUGAGUAGAUCUGACCCAUCUUAUUCAAGUGGAUGGGAACUGAUUCAAAUUAUAAAGGGCUAAGAAAAGCAAUAUUUUGUUUCCUGAAGGCACAAAGUUUUAUGGCAGUAUUAUAGAAUUUGUUUCUUUAAAACAUGAGCUAACUUGAAGAGAAACCUUUUUUUUUUUUAAAAAAAAAAAAAAAGCAUGUGUGUAUUUAAGCACUUACUGAAGCAUAUUUAUUCAAAUACUAGCUUAUUUUAAAUUAAUUUUUAACUUAUUUAUAAUUUGAAAGAUAUGACUAUUUAUUAAAUCCAAUUACCUUUUUUAAAGGGAUGAACUUUUGUUUUAGAAAGGAAUAACUGAUUGUCUUCAAUCCCAAGAGCAUUUCUAUUUCAGUUCUAAUUUUUGUGAUUGCUGGAUGUUCUUAAGUAAAGGGCUGUAUCAUGUAUGUAUACAUGGCAUAGGGGAUAAGGGCUGCGUGUCAUGUUUUCAUGCAAGGUAAGGCAGGGAUAGUUCCUUGCUGGAAUGGCUUUUUGGACUCUAAAAGGAUGCUUCCUAGUAUUAAGAAGUAAGAAAUUAGUUCAGGAGUUGUAAAAAGGUAGUGCAUCUUGAAGAUGUACCACAAGGAUCAUGUUUGUCCAUAAUCUCCACUGAUUAUGUCAGAGAAUAGAUGUGUAGCAAAGGUGCUAGUGAUCCAUUUAUCACUUUAGAUAGCAAAGAAGUUCUGUGUAUUUUUGUCUAGGUCACAACAAAAUGAAAAAAAUGGAUGUCAAAUGUUGAACUGCUCUUAAGCACUAUUUGCAAUUAGCAGACACGCAAGACUUGUGAUAUGGACAGAUGUCUGCUUCAGGAUCUAGCUGUGCUUUGUGAAGACCUCAUCUCCACCAUCUGGAGGUUAACUCUGCACAAAUCUGUCAACAGAAGGGAUGAUGAGGGCAUUGCCCUGCAUGGCUGUUCGAGCUAUCUCAGCUGAGUGACUGGUGUGACCUCAUGGCUAACCCGGUCUAAAAUGAAUGGGUUUCCAAUCCCUUCUGUUAGAGCUGUGGAACAGUGCAAAUGGCGCUGGGCUGAAGGGGCCCCUGGGGAAACAGCAGAGGUGAUGGUGGAAUUGUGAUUUCUUCAUCCAGCACAGCAAUUCAUGUAUUCAUGGCCAUGCUACUAAGUAAAGAGUUAUUUUCUCCCUCUCACCAAGUCUUACGAAGGGUGAUAGGAUUUUGAAGCACCAAGCAUUGACAAAGGAAAAAAGUGCCCCAAUAGUCGCAACAACAGGAGAUGAAGAAUGUUGUUUAUAUAAGUUGUUUCUGUGGGUUUUUUUUGAGAAACACAGCCAAGAAAGUUAAUCUCCCAGCUUGCAUCUUUCAUUGUGGAAAGCUGAACAGUUAUCUUAGUUAUACAGACCCCCAGGAAAGUGGUUUUUUUUCCUUUGGGGGGGGGGGGGGAAGUAGUCCUUUAAUCUUUACCAUCUCUCUCAGAUGAAUGAAAUUUCUGUCUCACUAUUUCAGCGUAAUUAGAGUCUUGACAUGAGGAAAAAGAAAACUAUUACCUUGCCAUGAAAAAUCAAGAGUUGUUCUGGAAAUAAUUGUGCGUAUUAUGCCUUUAGCCAUAAUUAACUCUACUGCUAACAAUGCACAGUUUGAAACUGAUUUCCAACACCUCAACAGCAAAACCAGGCCCUCCUCUCUGCUCUGUUUCAGGAUUUCAGCUUUUUGUGGCUUGCUUCUUAGUUUGAGUAUUUCAUGGUGGUAAUCUUCCUGUUUUCUGCCUUGCCCUUGGUUUACUCUGGUUAAGUAUCCUUUUUCCAUUUCCUUGUAUUUUUUUUUUUAAUUUAAAAAUGUGGCAUGUGGCACAUUCUUCCCACCAGUAAAAGUUUUAGGUGUUUAACUCUGUCAGUGAGAUAUCUGGAACUUGUUACACUCUCCCAUGUUUCUGAAUUAGCCGGGGAAAAACAGCAGUGAAGGGCUUCGUCCUGUGGAGAGCUCCAUCCUGGUGACUCCUGGGAUAUUACAGAGUCGCAGAAUGGUGGAGGUUGGAAGUAGGCUGACAAUAGUGGGCUUUUCCCUUUUGUCCUUUGGGACUACCAACAACUUUCCUUUUCGUACCUAGCUGUGCUGAUGAAUAAUAAAUAUCACUCUUCUGCCCCACAGGAGACUGCUGCUUAAAUCUAUUUGUGGAGCAAUUUCUGUGAUGUCUCCCAAGUCAAUUUUAGGCAAAAUUGCUUAGAUUAAUUUAUCUACCAAUUUAAAUUAUUUAAUAUGGAUUUUUUCCCUAAUUUGUUUUUUUCUGAAUGCUAACAUAACAGGAGAAAGGGGUAACAGCCUGGAUGUUACGGCUGAUGCUGUACUGUGCUUUUUAAACCUGGCUUUGUGAAAUGCAGAUGCAAGAAAAGCAGAAUUCUUUUAAAACACUUCCCUUCUUCCCUCUCCCCCCAAAAUUGUAUUAGCAUGCUUUAGAAAAUAAGACACAUUUGUUAUUUUCUUCACAUCAACCUCUCCUGAGUUGAGAGCAAGACUGGGAUUCUGGAUUCUGUUGAUUCUGUUCAGUGAUUCCCUGUAAAUCUCGUAAGCCAGCACCUUCACGAACAGACUCCUGCUUUGGGUGCUGAGUUAGAUGCAAUGAGGCCCUCCCUGCUUCUUAGAAGUAUCCCAGCAUCUGUUAUUUCAGAUAAGGUCAGUGAGCUCUGGCUAUGUUCAGGUACUAGCUGGGUACUUAAAAAUUAGCUACUCAGUAAAUUAGGGCUUUUCCCCAUUUCAGAUAUUCCAUAUGUAAAAUGUAAUACCUACCUCAAAGAGCUGUUGCCAUGUUUAAUGUUUCUUAGGUGAUAUGAGAUCUUAAGAGAAAAGACGCUAUGUUGUAGGUACAAAGUGUUAUGCCAUUGUUUACAAUUAAAUAUGGCCAUAUUUGAAAUGUUUAUUCUUAGCAAUUUCUAUGGGUAUGCCCCACCCCACCAUCUACUAGCUUCUGUAACAGCAGGACUGGGAAAGAUCAACACGGAACACUUCAAAAAUGGGAUAUGCAUUGAAAAGGGAUGCCAGACUAGGCUUCUGUCAUUCAGGGCAAAGCUGGGAAUGCUGUAACUGAGUAAUUUUGGCUAAACAUUUCAGUGUUUUUUCAGGUUUGAAAAGGGCUUUUUUUAAAAAGGUUUUAGAAUAGCUUAGCCUUGUGUAAGGACUGAGGGAGACUCUAGUUCAGAAAGAUGCAAAACGAACACUUCUGGCUUCUUUACCACUUGCCAUGUGCCAAGGGUUAAGUUGAAAAACUGCACCCUGAAGCACUCUUGCACUGUCAGCAGGAAGGCACUUAAGAACACACGUCCUUCUUGUCUCAGGCUUCUGGUGUAAUUGCUGUUGUGGGGGAAGCGCAAUCCUGGUUGCAGUAUCAUUAUAUGAGAAAGCUCUAAGCUGCUGCAGUUGCUUUGGCUGCACAGAUGCAUUCACUGCAUAGUUUCAGGCACUGCCUUGCUCAUUUCAGGCUUGUGUGUCUUACCUUGACCAGUUUGGUUGUGUCAAUUCCCUCUGAGUGAGAGUUUUGGGAAAAAACAUCUUUUAAUAAGAAUUUAUAAACCCUGUUUUAAUUAAGUAGCUGAAAUACUAUGUGGAGUUCUGCAUUCUUUGGUUAGCUCUGCAUAAGAAAUGGUACAAGCCUCUAGUUCUGGCUUUGAGUGUUAAGAGAGGGUCUGAAUUAUUUUUGAAGACUUGCCUGGCUUAUUCAUCAAAAAGUCUUGAUGCCAUAAUCCAGUCAUUUUCAACCUGUAACAUUUGUUGCACUUCUCAGUGGGAAGGGAGCCUAACUGUCUACUCAACUCAGGUGUUAAGCUGUUAUGUAUUGACACAGGAGCUAACUCCAGCCAUACUAGAGUCAGAGGAAUCCCUUUCAAAAUGCAUUUGACUAGCUCAUGCUGCUUUAGUAUUCAAAAUGUUUAUACUGUAAGCUAAAAACAGAGCUAUUAGGCUCUAAGGACUAAAAUCAACAGGCAUUUGUCAAAGAUUCCUGCAUGCUAUUACUUUUAAUAUUCUUCCAGUGCAUGUUUGUGAUGAUUCCUAUUCCUAAUUAAUUCUUUUGGAAGGCUAAAUUGGUAUCAUGUGACAUGCAUUGUCUUUUAUGACAUUAACAUCCACUCCCAAGCUAUUAGUACAUAUAAAUUAAAUGGGCAUUAAAUUUUUAGCAACCACUGUAUUUCUCUCCUUUGCAGCUGUCUUUAUUUUUAUAUAUCGAAGUCCUAAUUAUUCUCAGCCAAAAAGACCAAACCUUCUUUAAGAACACACUAGCAAAAUGCAAAGUGCUUUGUAACGUGUUACUUGACAACAAAUCUGAUGCUAAAAAUGUACUUAGUUACAGUAUUUGUAGGUUCUGGUAGGAGCUGUACAUUUCUGUAUGUUGGAAAUAAAGCAUCUCUAAAGAACA
Dromaius novaehollandiae (emu) is the source of this 8000-nucleotide messenger RNA. It is a transcript of the gene SEC14L5, whose product is annotated as SEC14 like lipid binding 5. Gene Ontology annotation, cellular component: cytoplasm. The record is from RefSeq and is a predicted model, not a curated record. NCBI's taxonomy places the organism in Eukaryota, Metazoa, Chordata, Aves, Casuariiformes, Dromaiidae. The transcript is spliced from 19 exons. Bases 766 to 2898 code for a protein of 710 amino acids.